This is a messenger RNA of Gossypium raimondii (Peruvian cotton), 934 nucleotides long. RefSeq lists its product as uncharacterized. The transcript is spliced from 2 exons. NCBI's taxonomy places the organism in Eukaryota, Viridiplantae, Streptophyta, Magnoliopsida, Malvales, Malvaceae. The coding region runs from base 193 to 687 and encodes 164 amino acids. The record is from RefSeq and is a predicted model, not a curated record.
CACAACAAAAAUCUCAGCUAGCUAGCUUUUCCCCUCCAUUAAAAUCCAUGGCUUCCACCAUUAGCAGGAAGAUGACCUUGGCUGUCCUUGCUCUCGCAUUUUUCUCCUCUUGCUUACAAGCCACACUAGGUUAAUUUGCAUUAUUUGUUACAUUAAAUAGCAUUGCUUUAAGCCUUUUAAGAUUAUAACUAUAUGUGUGUGUGUUUUGUUGUAAGGGAAAUAAUAUGUGAACACCUUGACCAAGACACCUGUGCUUACGCGGUGGCGUCCACAGGCAAGCGCUGUGUGCUCGAGAAGCACAUCAAGAGGAGCUGUGAAGAAGAAUACACUUGUCGUACCUCCGAGAUCGAAGCCGAUAAGAUCAACAACUGGAUCGAAACCGAUCAGUGCGUUAAAUCGUGCGGCCUCGACCGGAAAUCAUUCGGUAUCUCCUCCGAUUCCCUCCUCGAGUCUUGCUUCACCGAAAUGCUUUGCUCUCCUCAAUGCUACAACGGUUGCCCCAAUGUCAUCGAUCUUUACUUCAACCUCGCCGCCGGAGAAGGUAUUUUUCUUCCGAAAUUAUGUGAAGCACAAAAAGGAAAUAUACGUAGAGGAAUGUCGGAGAUUCGGAGCUCCGGUAUGGUUGCCCCGGGACCCGUCGGUGGUGUGAAGUUUUGGGGAGUUGCUCCGGCAAUGGCGCUAUACUAAAAGCUUUCGGGAAAUUUUCAUAAAGUUGUAGUAGUUUUGAAAUAAAGGGAAAGUUGCACUAUAGCUAAGGGUUUUUCUUAAAGCCGGGUUCUUUAAGUGCAUGAACCGGCGUAUAAUUUGGUUCGUGCAUGAUUUUGAGCCAUGAGCUUGGUGUGUUUAACCCAAUAAGAUGCCACUUUCUAUUAAAUAGGUUUGCUUAUUGUAAUGGGUGUGAAAAAGAAACAAUGUUAUGAAAUUUAUAUAAGUA